Molecule: messenger RNA, 2024 nt
Organism: Ailuropoda melanoleuca (giant panda)
Lineage: Eukaryota; Metazoa; Chordata; Mammalia; Carnivora; Ursidae
Product: collagen alpha-1(I) chain-like
Exons: 2
Coding region: 807-2024 (405 amino acids)
Source: RefSeq, a predicted model, not a curated record
UGCUAUUCAAAUUUUAUUUCUGGAGUUCUUGGAGAGGUAAAUUCGAAAAUACUGGGCUUAAUGAAGUGAUGCCAUGCGGAGGUUUCUCUCUCAUCUCGGGCUCUUUGUUUUUGUUUUGUUUUGUUUUUCUUUUCUCCCAUGUGUUUUUAUUUGAUGAAUUUCUGGCUGGAGAGGACGUGGUGUUGGUUUCUUUCAACUUCAUAAACAUAGUCACCUCUGUUUGUGGGGUUUGUAUUAGCUGAGCUGGCUGCUCCUGGGCACAGACCCCCGGGGGAAGGGUCCUGGGGAGCAGCGUUGGGGAACAGGCAGCCCACAGCCUUCCAGGACCGUCUCUAGCAUCUCUCUUGCCAGUGAGGACAGAGGACAGCAGAUCCCAAAAAGGGGGCUGCAUCCCACCGCAGGCUUGCCGGGUCUGCUCGGCACCCGGCUCCUGGCUGAAUCCCACCCUGGAGGAUCCUGCCCGGGACUCGCCACUCGACAUCCACGGAAUGAUGUGUGUAGAUCAACUUUUGUGGCAUGAAGUAUUUUCAGCUUCGCAGCUGCGCUGAUAGAGAAGGGCUCCUUUCUGCAUUAAAAUGCGGUGCUCUGGAGUUAAUGACCUCCACAGAAUGCCACCUGCCACCCGGAGCGCCGUGGGUGAUGCCGAGGAUGGGGGGGAGAGUGAAAGGGGGACCUGGAUGCUGGUCUCCUGCUUGUGGGGGGAGCUGCAGGGAGGCGAGGGCCCGUGCACUUGCCAGCUGUCAUUUGGGGGUGGGCUGUCCCUGGCUGUCCCAAGGCUAUCGGAAUCUGGUGGUGUCCCUUUCUAAAUGCCUUGCUCGCCACGUGCAGACCCUCAGAGCUGGAGUUUGGGGGCGCCAGGCCUCCCCCAGAGCCCCGUGGCUUCUGCAGGGCAUCCCUCGGCCCUGGAGGCCCCCCCAGAGCCCCACGGAGAGCCGCCAGCUCUCGUAGGGGAGGCUGCCGCCUUUCAUACUCGGGCCCACUCUGGCUUUCCAGAGCCGGCCCAGGAGCGCGAACUGAACCUCUGGGCGGGCUGCACGGGCUGGCUGGAUGGCUGGGCUUUCCAGAAACGCCGAGCAGCUGGCCACAGAUCGGGGCGACUGUUGUGUCUCCACCCUGGCGAACGUCGCGGAGGGCUCCGGAGGCUUUGUCGCCAGCACUUAGGAAAAUGGCUGCCAGGAUCGUGUGUGCGAGCACUUGUGUCUCCAGCUAGGCGAGCAGGACUCCUGCGGAAGGCCCCGCGCCUCCGGCUCUGGGGAGGCCCUGGCUCCGCUCCACACCGGCGGCUCCCGGAGAAUGGCUGCCUGGGCCUGGCGGGUCGCGGCCGCUCAGCAAGCCUCCCUGGGAUGAGAGCGCUCAUCGCCAGGCCUGCUGCCUCCCGUCCCUGGGUCUCCUGCCUCCGCCUGGAGGGAAGUCCCGGGGUCCCGGCAGUGGCUCUCCUUCCGCACCUGUUGAGUGAGGCCCCAGGCAUCUGUGUGAGGCGGGGGACUCGGGCUCCAGUGGCUUCAGGUAACUGGGCCUUAGGGUCCCUGGGAAGGAGAGGUGGCUGUGCUGGUGCGCCCCCGGCCUGCAUUCCCCCGGGGGCCGGACGGCCAGCACAAGGCAGAGGGAGCGCAGCAGGGGACCUGCAGCCUGGGCCAGGCACACCGUCCUGGUGGGACCAUCACCCUCUCUGGUCGCGGCCAGUCCCCACCUUGGAAUGGCGGGAGCCUGUCAGGGUGGCAGGCUGCAGCCCAGGGUCUGGCCCCGAGUCCCCCUCCUACCCCGCAGUCUUCUCUUUCCUGCCCGGCCCCGUCGGCAGGGCCUCUGAAUCAGCCUUCCCCACGCCUAGCCCGCGUGUACGGUCUUUCUCCACAAUGCGUCUUGCUGGCCUCCAGGUCUGUCUUCGCUGCCGUGACCCCAGCCCUCCUGGAUACAUCAGCAUUGUCCUCGGUGGUGCCUGUGCCUCCAGGCUGGCCUCCCUGAGACCCCACCUGGGGCUGCCCGUUGAGUGGAAGCUCUGUGCCUCCUCUCCUGCCCAUCGGUGA